AUGAGGGAGCUCUCGGAAUGGGUUACUGAUCUGCACUUGAUUGAUAUUCCUCUACAUGGAGUAAAGUUUACUUGGAGAAGAAAUGAAUCAAGGAGCAAGUUUGAUAGAGCCUCGUGCUGUCAGGCUUGGAUCAAAAAAUUUACGAAUUUGAAUAUGUGUGGAUUAAAAAGGAGCUUCUCUGAUCAUCAUCCCUUGCUGCUAUCGCUCAAAUCUGGAAACAAUGGGGGUCCGAAACCUUUUCGAUGCUACGAUGCUUGGUUCUUGAAUCCGAAACUAAAAGGUUUCCUCAUGAAUGAAUGGAGAAAUAUCCCGAAUGAAUCCCUACAUAACAAAUUGAAAGCCCUGAAAGCCCCCAUUAAAGCUUGGAAAAGGGAACACUUCGACCACAUGGAUAACAAAAUAUAUGAGAUUGAAGCAGCCAUACAUGACCUUGACAGAAUUUCUGAUACCAGGGACCUGAAUGUCUUGGAAAGGGCCAGACUGAAUGCAGCAAACUGUUUUCUAAAUCAAUGGCUGAUUAAAAGAGAAAGAGUGUGGAGACAAAGAGCCAGAUCAUACGGCUUCAACAUGAAAGAUCAUAACACAAAAUUCUUCCAUGCCGCGACGAUCUACAAAAAGAAGAAGAACGAGAUCCUCCACACGUUCAUAAAUGGCAGAAGGGUACAGGGGGUCUCAUAUCUCAAGAAGGAAGUGAGGGACUACUUUGUACAGAGAUUCAAACAAGACCAAACCCCGGUCUUUGAUUUUAACCUUGAUAACCACCGGAAACUUUCGCCCGAUCAAGCUCAACACCUGGAAAAUAUCCCUUCGAGAGAGGAAGUGCAGGACGCAGUAUGGGCUUAUGGUACUGACAAAGCCCCGGGUUUCGAAGGUUUCAACUUCAAGUUUGUCAGGGAGAUGUGGGAGGUUUUGUAG
Amaranthus tricolor (Joseph's coat) is the source of this 915-nucleotide messenger RNA. RefSeq lists its product as uncharacterized. NCBI's taxonomy places the organism in Eukaryota, Viridiplantae, Streptophyta, Magnoliopsida, Caryophyllales, Amaranthaceae. The record is from RefSeq and is a predicted model, not a curated record. The coding region runs from base 1 to 915 and encodes 304 amino acids. The transcript has a single exon.